AUGCUACAGGAAACUGCAUAUUGGCAUAAUCUAAAUAAUCCUGAUGUGGAUAUCCCCAUACUGACUAGUGAACAAGAUAUCUUAGAUUCUGUUGUUGUUGUGUGGUCUCCUCCACCUCAACCUAAAAUGAAGAUUAACUUUGAUGGCGCAGCUGGCCCAGGAGGAUAUGCUUUUGCUGUAGUAGCAAGAAAUACCCACUUUAGAGUUGAUGGUUGUCAAGCAAAAGUACUGGAAAUCAUGUCCCCAGUGGAGGCACAAGCUUAUGGAGCACUGUUGAGCAUUGAGCUGGCUAUCAGCAACGGUCUCACGCAAAUUAUUAUUGAAGGUGACUCUUUUGCUGUGAUUAAUGCUCUCAGAUAUCACAACCCUCACACUCCUUUGCGUAUAAAGAACACUAUCUCCAGAUCUAAGGAUAAGUUAGAACAUUUUUCUUCAGUUGAAUUUAGUUUCAUCAAAAAGGAGGCCAAUGUUAUGGCACGGUCCUUAGCAGCUUAUGUUGUUGGAAACCAUUUGUCUCAACAAUAG
Papaver somniferum (opium poppy) is the source of this 525-nucleotide messenger RNA. RefSeq lists its product as uncharacterized. Lineage: Eukaryota; Viridiplantae; Streptophyta; Magnoliopsida; Ranunculales; Papaveraceae. The record is from RefSeq and is a predicted model, not a curated record. The transcript has a single exon. The coding region runs from base 1 to 525 and encodes 174 amino acids. Gene Ontology annotation, molecular function: RNA-DNA hybrid ribonuclease activity; nucleic acid binding.